Molecule: messenger RNA, 1766 nt
Organism: Bemisia tabaci
Lineage: Eukaryota; Metazoa; Arthropoda; Insecta; Hemiptera; Aleyrodidae
Product: UDP-glucosyltransferase 2-like
Molecular function (GO): UDP-glycosyltransferase activity
Source: RefSeq, a predicted model, not a curated record
AUGAUGUUCGUGAUAUUUCUGAGUGCUCUACUUUUUAGUUCGGGCAUUAACGCCUACAAAAUUUUAGUCAUAUACCCGACGCAAGCUUAUAGUCAUCAACGCGGAAUCUUGGCGUUAACGGAAACGUUAGUUCGACAAGGUCAUGAAUUAUUUGUUGUCAGUCCGUUCGAGGUACCGGGACUGGUGAAUUUUGGCAACUACACCUUCGUUGACAUAUCAUAUCGAGUGCGCUAUGAAACUUUGGACAAAAUCAUGAAAAACACACAACGCCAACGUACAUUAUGGGAAUUAAACAGAACAUUCUCGUUGUCAGCCGACGCAACGGUGAGGCAGUUCCUCAGCAAGCCGUUCACAAAGUUCAAAAAACUUGUGGACUCGAAAAAACUUAAGUUCGAUGUGGCCAUCGUGGAAGAAUGGAUCAUGCCUUUUACUUAUACGAUGGCACGACUUCUCGAUGAAGCAGUUCCGAUCGUAUCCAUGUCAUCUCUGAAUACAGCAAACGCCGAACAUUACCUCGGCAGCAUAUCUUCUGCGCACGCUUCCCUAUUCACAUUCGGGACUGACAAAAUGGACCUCAAGGAAAGAAUUCAAAAUUGGAUCUCAUACUUAUACGGUUCCUAUACACAAGAGAGCGUGUUCGGGAAUACUGCUAGGCGUUUUUUCAGGGAAACAUACGGCUCAGAAAUUGAAAGUCUCGUCGACAGAUGCUGGACGGAUAUCAGUCUACUAAUGUUGACCUCCAAUCCAUUAUAUUUUUAUCCGAGAGCUCUGGGUCCAAAUAUUGUUCAGGUGGGGCCUCUUCAUCUUAGGCCUCCCUCGGAACUGCCGAAGAUUUUGAAAGACUGGUUAGAUGGUGCGGAAAAAGGCGUGAUUUAUUUCAGCCUGGGGAGUUUCUUUAAAACUACAUAUUUGUCCGAUGAUGCGAGGAACAACUUUUUGAGAUUCUUCAAAGAAUUACCAUCGGGAUAUCGCGUAUUGUGGAAAUGGGAGGAGGAUGGACAAAUCCCCGGACAAUCUGAUAACAUACUGACACAAAAAUGGAUGCCACAGGAUAGUGUUUUAGCUCAUCCAAACCUAAAAGUUUUUAUCACCAGAGGAGGAUUGCAGAGCUUUCACGAGGCCGUUCACUACGGUGUUCCAACGAUUGGGAUUCCUUAUUUCUGGGAUCAGAGAACUAAUAUCGCCAAAAUGGUAGAUGCGAAGAUUGGAGUUCAACUGCUGCUUGAGGAGCUACACGAGUAUGGAAAAGUUGAACUGGCUCUCAAAACAGUUUUAUACGAUGAAAGCUACGCACAUAACAUGAGAAGAUAUUCGGCCAUUUCCCGUGACUUCUCAUCUCAAGCACUAAACAAGGCGGUGUUUUGGGUGGAACAUGUGGCCAAACACGGUGGCGCACAACAUCUCAGACCAGCAACCGCUGACACAAAUCUGUUCCAGUUUUUCUGCUUAGAUAUUAUAUCUGUGAUAUUAGUUUUUAGUUUUGCACUGUUAUUUGCCAUUUAUUCGAUUUUUAUGUUCGGCGCAUCCAUGAUAUUCGGGAGGUUAAAAUUAAAAGAGAAAAAAGUGUGACUAAACGGGUGGCAAAUCCAGUUUUACAUAUCAUAAUCGACACGAAGCUCUCCGCGAUUUGCGGGUUUCGAAAGUCUGAAGUAUGUGCAAAGAGAGCUCUCAAUUUGCGCCAAUAAUUAAAAAACGAUUAUUUUAUCAGUGAGAAUUUCCAUUUUAAAAGAGUAAGUAAUUACAAUACUCAAUGGCAUCUUUGAAUG